GUCUAAGAUAUUUUUACACAUUUACCCAUCCCUAACUCUUGACGCACGACUGGAAAAAUUUUCGGGCAAUUUCCUCCUGUUUUUUUUUGUUUUCCGAAUCCCCCAUUGCCGUGAACCACCCGAUGCGAAUCCCUGCAGGAGGCCCAGGAUCCGGUGAACAGCCAGAGGUAGAACAAUGAGCACAAGGAACAGGCCAAGGAGCGGUCCGACGCUCAAUUUCAAAGCAGUUCUGCUGGGCGAAGGAUGUGUGGGCAAGACGUCACUGGUGCUGCGGUACAUGGAGGAUCGCUUCAAUUCGCAGCAUCUGAGCACCUUGCAGGCGUCCUUUGUGACCCGGAAAGUCAACUUGGAGGAUGGCCGGAAGGCGCAGCUGAAUAUUUGGGAUACGGCCGGACAGGAGCGUUUCCAUGCCCUCGGCCCCAUCUACUAUCGAGGCUCGGACGGCGCCCUACUCGUCUACGACAUCACCGAUCAGGACUCGUUCCAAAAGGUGAAGUCCUGGGUGCGGGAAUUGCGCCAAAUGCGCGGCACAGACAUCGCUCUGAUCAUCGUGGGCAACAAGACUGAUCUGGAGGAGCAGCGGGCGGUGAUGCACCAGGAGGCGAUGCAAUAUGCCCGGACAGUGGGCGCCCAGUAUGUGGAGACCUCGGCCAAGGAGAACGAGGGCGUGACCGAGCUAUUCGAGUUGCUGACCCAACUGAUGCUGGAGCAGCUAAGCCAACGCGAACCGGACUCUAGUCCGUUGCGACUACAGAGUCCCGAUACGGAUGCCUUAAGCAUUUCAGAGGAAGCAGAGUCGGAGGGUCAGGGUGAUCCGAAUACAGGCACCCACCGCUCCUGCUGCGGCAUAUGAUGAUCGCAUAUGGCCGGCCCCCAUUGUGAUAGUAAUCAUAAUUAUGUACUUGUAGACCUGUAGCGGAUGUUCAUCUUGUAUAUAUUUAUAUAUUUACUUACUUCUAGCAUGUGUUUCUGUUAUCCAAAUAUGUAACCCUAGCUCCUAACAUGUGUACUUUAUAUUUUUUUUUGUGUUAAUUCUCGUCAUUUGUUCUCUAAAUUGUAGCCUUUAUGGCUUCUUCCUUUUUUUUUGGCAUCUAUUGUAUGAAAAUGAAAUGAAGAGUUUGCCAUUUCGGACAUUCUCGAUUCGAAUUGCUGAAUUCUUUGUGUGCGCCAAGCAAUAAAUUAUCUUGUACUUGCA
Molecule: messenger RNA, 1195 nt
Organism: Drosophila ananassae
Lineage: Eukaryota; Metazoa; Arthropoda; Insecta; Diptera; Drosophilidae
Gene: Rab21
Product: ras-related protein Rab-21
Exons: 2
Coding region: 176-853 (225 amino acids)
Biological process (GO): Rab protein signal transduction
Molecular function (GO): GTP binding; GTPase activity
Source: RefSeq, a predicted model, not a curated record